AACUGGCACUGUGGGACCAUUCUAACACCACACACAGCUUCUACCAAUUGAAAAUCAAACACUACCAACAACAAUAGCUUCUGGUUUCGUCAAUCUUCUCUCUGUGUUCUUCUUCUGGUUCUGUCUCAGCCAACGAAACAAGAUGGGAAUUGCAGUGGGAGCUGUUGAUUUGCUCAGUGAAAAAGCAGCCAUCAUGAGAGAGUCCUUGCAGAAGAGCCAAACCAUCACAGACAACGUUGUCACCAUCCUCGGUUCCUUUGACCACCGUCUCUCUGCUCUUGAAACCGCCAUGCGUCCAACCCAGAUUAGAACUCAUUCCAUUAGGAAAGCUCAUGAGAAUAUUGACAAGACUUUGAAGGCUGCUGAGGUUAUAUUGGCUCACUUUGAUCAAUAUCGCCAGGCAGAGACCACAAUACUUAAAGGGCCACAUGAAGACCUGGAAAACUAUCUUGAAGCAAUUGCUACGUUGAGAAGCAACAUCAAAUUUUUUGGCAGUAAGAAGAGUUUUAAGAGCAGUGAUGCUGUUGCCAGCCAUGCUAAUAGUUUGCUAGCUAAAGCUGUUGCUAAACUAGAGGAUGAGUUUAAGCAGUUAUUAUUAUCUUACAGCAAACCCGUGGAACCUGAGCGCCUCUUUGAUUGCCUCCCAAACUCAAUGCGGCCUUCGUCAGGGUCACCUGGCCAUGAGGGUGAUCCUAGUGCCAAGAAUCCUUCUAAUCACCAUUCUCAUUCUGAAAAUAAUGCUGAUGCUGUUGUAUACACGCCUCCUGCUCUUAUACCACCAAGAAUUUUGCCAUUGCUACAUGAUUUAGCUCAGCAAAUGAUUGAAGCUGGUCAUCGACAACAGUUACUCAAAAUAUACAAAGAUGCCCGUUCUAAUGUAUUGGAAGAAAGCCUCCAAAAACUUGGAGUUGAGAAACUCAACAAAGAUGAUGUUCAAAAGCUACAAUGGGAGAUUUUGGAAGCCAAAAUUGGAAACUGGAUUCACUUCAUGCGAAUAGCAGUGAAAUUGCUAUUUGCUGGUGAGAGGAAAGUUUGUGAUCAGAUAUUUGAAGGCUUCGAUGCACUCAGUGAACAGUGUUUUGCAGAGGUUACUACAAACAGUGUCUCUAUGCUACUUAGCUUCGGAGAAGCAAUAGCCAAAAGCAAGAGAUCCCCAGAAAAGUUAUUUGUACUUUUGGACAUGUAUGAAAUAAUGCAAGAGCUCCACUCCGAGAUUGAAACCCUUUUUAAAGGUAUAGCUUGCACUGAAAUAAAAGAUGCUGCAAUGAGUUUGACAAAACGACUUGCACAAACUGCCCAAGAAACCUUUGGAGAUUUUGAGGAAGCAGUUGAGAAAGAUGCUACAAAGACUGCAGUUACAGAUGGAACUGUCCAUCCUUUGACAAGCUAUGUUAUUAACUACGUGAAGUUUUUAUUUGACUACCGGUCCACCUUGAAGCAACUCUUCCAAGAAAUUGAAGGCGGAGAUGAUUCUUCCCAGCUAGCAUCGGUAACAAUGAGAAUAAUGCAAGCUUUGCAAAUCAAUCUAGAUGGUAAAUCAAAGCAGUAUAGAGACCAGGCAUUGACACAUCUUUUUCUCAUGAACAAUAUUCAUUAUAUUGUCAGAUCAGUUCGGAGGUCUGAAGCGAAGGAUUUGCUAGGGGAUGAUUGGGUACAACGGCACAGAAGGGUUGUGCAACAGCAUGCUAAUCAAUACAAAAGAAAUGCUUGGGCGAAGAUUCUUCAGUGCCUAUCUAUUCAGGGCCUUACCUCAUCAGGUGGUGGGAGUGGUGCUGGUGGUGGUGAUGGUGGUGGAACUGGAAAUAGUAGCGGUGCUUCUAGAGCAAUUGUUAAAGACAAGCUAAAGCAAUUCAAUGUCAUGUUUGAGGAACUCCAUCAGAAACAAUCUCAGUGGACAGUUCCCGACUCCGAGUUACGAGAGUCUCUUAGGCUUGCAGUUGCUGAAGUCUUGUUGCCCGCAUAUAGGUCAUUUGUGAAACGUUUUGGGGCGCUAGUGGAGACAGGAAAGAAUCCUCAGAAGUACAUCAAAUACACAGCUGAUGAUCUAGAUCGAAUGUUGGGAGAAUUUUUUGAAGGAAAAAACAUGAGCGAAACGAAGCGGUAAACAAAUAUUUACAAGGUAGUUGGGUAUUGGGUAUUGCACCAUCUUUGAUAAGAGUGUGAAUGUUUUUGCAUUCUUAGAUUUCAUGUAUAGUUCCUUUGAUUUCCAUUUUCUUGAGUGAGGUGUUAGUCUCCAAACCAUGUGUAUCUAGUGUUUACUUAAGAGCAUCCACAUUUUUCUGAAGCGUAACUAUUUAUACAAGUGAAUAUAAUUAUAUGAAAUUUUACUCAUCUUGAGGGCUAUUAUAUAUGUUAAGGGAUUGGUGUAAUACCCUCUCGUCAAAUUUA
This is a messenger RNA of Lotus japonicus, 2388 nucleotides long. Its product is annotated as exocyst complex component EXO70A1-like. Gene Ontology annotation, biological process: exocytosis. Bases 143 to 2104 code for a protein of 653 amino acids. Gene Ontology annotation, molecular function: phosphatidylinositol-4,5-bisphosphate binding. Lineage: Eukaryota; Viridiplantae; Streptophyta; Magnoliopsida; Fabales; Fabaceae. The record is from RefSeq and is a predicted model, not a curated record. The transcript has 12 exons. Gene Ontology annotation, cellular component: exocyst.